This is a messenger RNA of Trichoderma aggressivum f. europaeum, 1422 nucleotides long. Its product is annotated as CAZyme family AA7. Lineage: Eukaryota; Fungi; Ascomycota; Sordariomycetes; Hypocreales; Hypocreaceae. The coding region runs from base 1 to 1422 and encodes 473 amino acids. The transcript is spliced from 3 exons. Gene Ontology annotation, molecular function: oxidoreductase activity; FAD binding. The record is from RefSeq and is a predicted model, not a curated record.
AUGGGCGCCUCAAAUUCGACUCUUGCUCUCGAGACGUGCAUCCAGAGCGUCUGUAAUGGACGCCUUGAGUGCUACCAUAUCCCCAGCAGCAGUGCGGAUGUCGCCUGGAUCAAACCGUACAAUCUCGACAUUCCUCGAUUUCCUCAGAUGGUCGUUCGCCCCAAUAAUGCCACCGAGGUUGCCGGCGCUGUAAAGUGUGCAAACGAAAAUGGAUUCAAGGUCCAGGCUAGAUCUGGCGGGCACUCUUACGGAAAUUUCGCUCAGGGUGCCGGCGAUGAGACUGGCAUGAUGAUCGACUUGGUAAAUCUUCAGAGCUUCCAAAUGGACAACACUACUUGGCAAGCGAGCGUUGGAUCGGGAUUCAGACUGGAUGGACUCGACAAACUGCUUCAUGCAAACGGUGGCAGGGCUAUUGCACAUGGUACUUGUCCGGGAGUUGGAGUUGGAGGACAUGCAACUGUGGGAGGACUCGGCCCCAUGUCCCGAAUGUGGGGAGCCGCGCUUGACCAUGUCCUCGAAGUCGAAGUCGUUACGGCUGACGGUCAAAUAUUACGAGCCAAUGAAAACGAAAACGACGACCUGUUUUGGGCCAUUCGUGGUGCCGGAGCCAGCUUUGGCAUCGUCACUGAGUUUGUCUUCAAGACGCACCCUGAGCCCGGCAGCGUUGUCGAGUACACCUACAGCUUCAGCUUCGGCAACCAGAAGGAUAUGGCCCCUGUGUUUCAACAAUGGCAGGAGUUGGUGUACGAUCCUAAUCUCGACAGACGCUUCUCGACGUUGUUCAUUGCGGAGCCUCUCGGCGUUCUCAUCACCGGCACGUUCUACGGUACGCAAGAGGAAUUUGACCAGACGGGAAUCAAACAGAAAAUCCCCGUUGGCGGAGACGCCAAUCUUGCUAUUGUGGAUUGGGUGGGAAGCUUGGCUCACAUUGCAGAGACGACUGCGUUGUAUCUGAGCGACCUCUCCACGCCUUUUGCUAGCAAGUCGCUAGCCUUCAACAGGAACGACAAGUUGAGCAACGACUCCAUCGACGGAUUAUUCAACUACAUGGACAGCACCGAUGCGGAAACUUUGCUUUGGUUCAUCAUCUUCAACUCUGAGGGAGGCGCCAUGGCAGACACCCCAUACAACGCCACUGCUUACCCGCAUCGCGAUGCAAUCAUGAUGUAUCAGUCUUACGCCAUCGGAAUUCCGGCACUGCUCCAAGGAACGAGAGACUUUGUGUCUGGAGUUCAUCAAAAGAUUCAGCAGGGAGCUCCCGAGGCGAACACGACAUAUGCUGGAUAUGUUGAUGUUUCAUUGAGCAGAGCAGAUGCCCAGAGAACGUACUGGGGCGACAAGGUGCCGAGGCUGCAGGAGAUUAAGCAACGUUACGAUGCUGGCAACAUUUUCCUGAAUCCUCAGAGUAUUGAUUUGCCAUGA